Molecule: messenger RNA, 5917 nt
Organism: Corvus hawaiiensis (hawaiian crow)
Lineage: Eukaryota; Metazoa; Chordata; Aves; Passeriformes; Corvidae
Product: IgGFc-binding protein-like
Exons: 11
Coding region: 1-5787 (1928 amino acids)
Molecular function (GO): protein binding
Source: RefSeq, a predicted model, not a curated record
AUGGCACAGGAUGGGAUCUGGUGGCUCCUCUUUCCCUUCUGUGCACUCUCCAGUGCCAGCUACCGGGGCCGGGAGUUCCUGGCCGUGUUCCCACAGAAUGACGACGAGUCCCCCAGCGCGUACCUGCAGCUGCUGCUCACCUCCUAUGGCCCUACCGACACCCAGGUGUCAGUGAUGCUCCGCGGUGGCUCCGUCACCCGCAACGUCACCCUGGGGCCGGACCUCACUGUGCCCCUGUCCCUCCCUGCUGACCUGGAACUCACUGGAAGCCGCACUUCCCAUAAAACCUUGGUGGUCCAGGCCAGCGCUGAUAUCUCCGUGGUGGCCGUCAGCACCAAGAGCUACACCGUGGGUGCCACCGCCCUCCUGCCCGUGGAGAGCCUGGGCACCAGGUACUACGUGGUGACACCUGUUGGGAACUACACUUACGGCCUGACUGAGUUCGUGGUGGCCGCUGGCGCCGCCACCACCGCUGUCAGCAUAACCACCACCGCCACUUUCCACUAUGCUGGGGCCACCUACGUCCCCGGCGCUGUGCUCUGCCUGUUCCUGCAGCCCUACCACAGCUUGCAGCUCCAGAGCAGCCAGGACUUCACUGGCACAGCCGUGGUGGCCGACAGCCCUGUGGCUGUCCUCAGUGGCCACACCUGUGUCAAGGUGUCUGCUGGCUUUGACUUUGUGGUGGAGCAGCUCCUCCCGAUAACAGCGUGGGGGAGGAACUACGUGGUGCCACCCAACCCACUGCAGACAGACAUUGACUUUGUGUACGUGGUGACAGAUGAGGACAACACCAUCACCUACAACACCGGGAGCAGGAAUGCCACUGUGGUCAUGGCGGCAGGGGAGGUGCAGAGGUUCGUGGUGAACCCUAACUCACACCUGUACAUCAGUGCGGUGGUGGCAGUACAGGUAGUGUUUUUCUUCAGUGGGUCGUCUUGGCAAGAUCCCUUCCUCCUUGUUGUCCCACCUGUCACCGCCCACUGCACUGCAUUCCGCUUCAGCAGCGUGCCCGGCCAGUAUAACCAUGCCAUCCUUGUUGCACCCACCACUGCUGCUGCCAACACCACCCUCAACCAUCGGCCCGACAACACCAUGGCAUGGCAGGCCAUUCCUGGCACAGAUUUCUCCUGGGCCAUCAUCACCAUGCACGCAACAACACAGAGUGUUGAGAACUUGCAGGUGUCCAUCGGGCUCCUGGUGUUUGGGUUCCAGGGUCAAACUGGAUAUGGCUUCCCUGGGCUCUGUGCCACCAGUGAGUACAGUCAGUCCAUUGUGAACAACCACCGCUCGCGCCUCCCCAUCUCCCUCUCCCAUGGGAAGCUCCGCAUCCAUCAGAAGGGUAAAUCCAUGCUGAUCCAAUCAAGUUUCAACCUGAAGGUCCUCUACAACUGGGAUGAUCAUGUGGUGGUCAAACUUCCGGCUGCUCUUUCUGGAAAAGUCUGUGGGAUGUGUGGGAACAACAGUGGAGACCCCCAAGAUGACGCUCUCACUCCUGAUGGGAAACAGGUGUGGGAUAUUGUGGAGCUGGGGCAGAGCUGGAAGGUGACCAGUGAGAGUGGCCACUGCCAGGACACCUGCGUUGGGGACUGUGGGCGGUGCAGAUGGCAGCAGGUGCUGGUAUACAAGGCAGAGACCUGGUGUGGGAUGCUGUCCCAACACUCUGGGCCAUUCCGGUCAUGUCAUGGCACUGUCAGUCCCAAUAUCUAUGUGAAGAACUGUAUCUACGACCUGUGUGCCAAUGAAGAGCGUCUCGAUGCACUGUGCCACGCCCUCCAGAUCUAUGCUGAUGACUACCAGGAGGAGGGGAUCAGCAUUUCCGACUGGAGGACAGCAGCGGGAUGUCCUCUCACUUGCCCACCCAACAGCACCUACAGCACCUGUGGCCUCGCCUGCCCCCCCACCUGCAACAUUCCCGCUGUGUCGUCCAGCUGUGCCACCGCCACCACCUGCACGGACACCUGUGUGUGCCACGAGGGCCUUGUCCUUGAAGCCAACACCUGCGUCCCCCCCUCUGAAAGUGGCUGCAUCUUUCAGGGUCUCUUCCAUGGCCUUGGUGAGGAAUUUUGGGGUGACCUCACCUGCACCCAGCGCUGCGUGUGUGACACGGAGCAGCGGCAGGCGGUGUGCCGGGAUUCUGGUUGCGGCACCGAGGAGGAAUGCCGGGUGGAGAAGGGAAUCCAGGAUUGUUAUCCCAAAAUUUUUGGGGUCUGCACCGCUGUUGGAGCCACCCACUACGAGACCUUUGAUGGCAGGAGGUUCAUCUUCCAGGGAACAUGUGUCUACCUGUUGGUUGGAUUGUGUGAGGACAGCCAAAAUUUGGUAGGAUUCCAGGUGUUGGUGCAGAAUGGCCACCAGAGUGACAACCUCAUGUCGUCCAUCGCCGUGGUGACAGUCAAAGUCUACAACAAAACCAUCAGCAUCAGCAGGGAACACCCUGGAAAAAUCAUGAUUGAUGAGCAGUUGGUCAACCUCCCGUAUCACUACAGUGAAAGGAAGAUUGUUGUCUAUCGUGAUGGGCAGGAUGCGGUGGUAGAGACCAAUUUUGGCCUCGUUGUCACCUACGACUGGUACAGCCACGUCACCGCCAUGGUGCUCAGUGGCUUUGCCAAUGCUCUGUGUGGGCUCUGCGGGAACUACAACGGUGCUGCCAGCGACGACAUGAUGAUGAGGAACAACCAGGUGACAUCAGACCCAGAUGCCUUCGGGAGCAGCUGGAAGGUCACAGACGUCCCAGGAUGUGGUGAGAGGUCAACAGUGGAAUGUUCCAGCACUGUCGCACUUUCCCGGCUGCAGCAGGAAGUAUCUGGGAUGGGGUGUGAAAUUAUUUUGGAAGCAGAUGGACCCUUUGGAGCAUGUCAUGGUCAUGUUGAUGCCCACCAGUACUUCCAGAGCUGCAUGCAUGACUCCUGCCUCUUCCCUGAUCAGGAAGAAGGGAUGUGUCCAAUCAUUGCCCGCUACGCCACCGCAUGCCAGGCUGCUGGUGUGUCCAUCAGAAGGUGGAGGACGGAUAAUUUCUGCUAUAUUCCCUGUCCUUCCAACAGCUCCUACGAGCUCUGCUCCCACACCUGCCAGCACACCUGCGGUACUGACUCCACCACAUGCCCACGGCGGUGCCGCGAGGGCUGCGUGUGUCAGGACGGCUUCAUGCUCAGUGGCGAUGAGUGCGUCCCCAUGUCCCACUGUGGCUGCAGCCACCACGGAGCCUACUACAAAGAGGGGGAGACAUUCUACCCCACAGAGCAGGAGAUGUGCCAGUGCCUCUCCGGUGGCACUGUGCAGUGCCAAAAUACUUCCUGUCCUAAUGGUGGCCCUGGGAAGGUCAUUGAUGGUGUCUUCCAGUGUCCCUCUCAGGUGCCUAGCACCUGCGUGGCCACAGGUGACUGCACCUAUAUCACCUUUGAUGGGAUGGUCUUCAACAUCACUGGUACCUGCUCCUAUGUCCUCACCCAGACCUGCACAGGUGACAACUUGACAUCAUUUAUUGUCACAAUUCAGAAGGAGGCACGGCAGAAGGGGAAGGUCUCCAGGAUCCAAGCGUUGUCUGUGGAAAUCUAUGGGGUCAUCUUGACCUUGAAACAAGGAAAAGGGGCAGAUGUCAUGGUGGAUUCCAUCUCCCACCACCUCCCCACCAUCCUGAGUGAGGGACAGGUCCAGGUCUACCCACAUGGGACAGGUGUCCUGCUCUGCACUGACUUUGGCCUCGUUGUCCACUAUGACCUCGUCCAGCACGUGAUGAUCACGGUGCCCCAGAUCUACAUGGGGCACUUGCGUGGCCUCUGUGGCAACUACAAUGGCCAGCGCAGUGAUGAUUUCCAGCUCUCCAGUGGCCAGCUGGCUCCAGAUGCGACAGCCUUUGGAUCCGCAUGGAAAACAAUGGACACACCUUGCAAUGACACCUGUCCCAAGGAUGAGUGUCCCACCUGCACAGAGGAAAAAGUGGCAAUCCUCCAAAAACCCAACUACUGUGGCCUCCUCACGGCCCCCGAAGGUCCCUUUGGCUCUUGCCAUCGCAUCAUUGACCCAAUCCCGUAUUCCCAAUCCUGCAUCCAUGACCUCUGUAUGACUGGAGGGGACAUGCAUGUCCUGUGCCAGAGUAUCCAGAGCUAUGUCACCACGUGCCAAGAUGCUGGAGUCACCGUGGGGGGUUGGAGGACGCCAUCCUUCUGCCCCCUCACCUGCCCGGCCAACAGCACCUACUCCCUUUGCACCAACACCUGCGCCAACACCUGUGCCGGAAAUGCCACCACCUGUCCCCAGACCUGUGCAGAGGGCUGCCAGUGCCACCAGGGCUCCGUCUUUGAUGGACAGGGAUGUGUUCCCGAGGAGCACUGUGGAUGCUUUAGGGAUGGGGAAUACUAUAAGCCCCAUGAGAUGCUUUUCUGGGAUCGCUGCCAGCACCACUGCACCUGUGUCCCUGGUCAGGGCCUUACCUGCCAUGACCAUGCUUGCACUGAGGACGAAUCCUGCGAAAUCCGGGAAGGCAUCUUGGGAUGCAUCAAUAAAAACCCCUGCAAGUCCCUGCGCUGCCGCCCCAAGGAGCGCUGUCGGCCCCGCGGUGCCCAAUCCCAGUGCAUCCCGGCUCUGGUCGCCACGUGCUGGGCUUGGGGUGACCCACACUUCCGCACCUUCGAUGGCCUUGACUUCGACUUCCAAGGAACCUGCACCUACACCAUGGCCGAAUCCCAUGGGAAUGACCCUGGGCUGGUGCCCUUCAGGGUCGAGGCCAAGAAUGACAUCCGUGGUGGAAUCCAAUCUGUGUCCUAUGUUUCCUUGGUCAAUGUUGAUGUCUAUGGACAACGCAUCUCCUUCCGCCGGAAUGAAGAUGGAAAAGUCCGGGUGAACGGGGAGGUGACGCUGCUCCCGGUGCUCCUGGCAGACGGGAAGCUGAGGGUCCGUCCCAGUGGGCUUCGUGUUGCUCUGGAGACAGAUUUUGGUCUCCGGGUCUCCUAUGACUGGAACUGGCACCUCCUGAUCGACCUCCCCAGCAGCUACUUCCGCCAUGUCCGUGGCCUCUGUGGGAAUUUCAAUCUCAAGCCCCUCGACGACAUCCCCGAGGCUGGUGACAACAUCACCGCCAUUGUGACAUGGGCCAAAAGCUGGAAAAGUGCUGACUCUGAGGCUGACGACCCGAUUUGUUGGGAUUAUUGCGAUGGAACGUGCCCAGUGUGUGAUGAGGAGAAGAAGGAACUUUAUGGUGGGAACCACUAUUGUGGGAUCUUAAAAAAAUCCUUCCAGGGGCCCUUCAGAGCAUGUCACAACAUAGUGAAGCCUCACGACUUUUAUUGUAACUGCCUGUCUGACCUGUGCCUGAGCAAUGGGGCGAGGUCAAUCCUCUGCCAGGUGCUGGAGACGUACGCGGCAACAUGUCAGAAGCAUGGGGCCAUGGUCCAUGACUGGAGGACACCAUUGGGAUGCCGUAAGGGCUGGGGUUUUCUUUGGGAAGGGAAGGAACCAGAGUGGGGGAGGAUGGGUACGAAGUGGGAUCCAGCCUUCAAAUCUCUCAGAUGGUCCUUGGAAGUUCUCCAGAACUUUCUUCUGGUGCUCCAGACCCUUCUUGUGUCCCAGACUCCAUCCCAUCUUUCCAAGACUCUAUGCCACAUUUUCCAGAUCCUUCCCACAUGUUCCAGGCCUUUAUCCUUGUGUCCCAGACCCCAUCCCGCACGGCCCAGACCCUUGCCACAUGGCUCAGACCUUAUCCCACUUGUCCCAGUCUCUUCCCACAUUUCCCAGACCUUCCUCCUUGCAUUCCAGACCCUUCUUGUUUUCCAGACCCUUCCCCAUGUUUGAGAUGCUUUCCCAGCCCCAGGCUGCUGUGUCGAAUGCUGUCUACUCCCCUAAUCCCUCCCUCACCCCACUUUCCUCCCCCUGCAGCCUUACCUUGCCCUGAAAACAGCCACUAUGAGUCCUGUGGCAACGC